Messenger RNA from Eublepharis macularius, 986 nucleotides. RefSeq lists its product as uncharacterized. Bases 125 to 961 code for a protein of 278 amino acids. Lineage: Eukaryota; Metazoa; Chordata; Lepidosauria; Squamata; Eublepharidae. The transcript has a single exon. The record is from RefSeq and is a predicted model, not a curated record.
UGCAGAGCCACCUUUGGAGGGAGUUUUGCCCUCAACACGUGGGGUGUUCCCUACCCCAGAGGGAAGAGAAGGGAGAGUUGGGGGGUCUAUCCCUAAGGGAAAGGAGUGUGGGGAUGUAUCUCUCAUGGAAGACAAUGUGAGGGUCAUGAAGUUUUUGCAACUUUUUGGGCGAUUGCAGUCUGUUGUCAUUGGAAUGGUCCAUGUGAAAGCACUGCCAGGAACACCCAGGAAUACAUUGCCGGUGGCUCAGAUCACCGAAGAGGCCUGUCGGGAAGCUGAAAUUUACAAGGCUGCAGGAGUUGAUGGCUUGACGGUUGAAAAUAUGCAUGACCGUCCAUACACUGUCUGCAUUGGUGCAGAAAUUACCGCAGCCAUGGCAGUAGUUUGUGCCACCGUGAAACAGACACAUCCUUCUCUCCCGCUGGGCAUUCAGAUUCUGUGCGCUGCAAAUCGGCACGCUGUAGCCAUUGCUCUUGCUGCAGGUCUUGACUUUAUCCGAGCUGAAGGCUUUGUUUUUUCUCACGUGGCGGAUGAAGGGAUUCUAAAUGCGUGUGCCGGAGAUUUAUUAAGAUACCGGAAGCAAAUAGGAGCAGAACACAUUCAAAUUUUUGCUGAUAUUAAGAAGAAACACAGUGCGCAUGCUCUGACAGCUGAUGUCAGCGUAGCAGAGACUGCGAAGGCUGCUGAAUUCUUUCUGGCUGAUGGAGUUGUAUUGACAGGAACCGCAACAGGAUUGGAGGCAGAUCCCAAAGAACUGGAAGAAGUCCGACAUGCUGUGAAGAUUCCAGUAUUGAUUGGAUCUGGAGUGACUCUGGAGAACGUGAAAGACUACUUGGAUGCUAAUGCCUUGAUCAUUGGUUCACAUUUUAAGAAAGAAGGCUACUGGGCAAAUGAUGUUGACUCAGAUCGCGUGAAGAGGUUUAUGGAUCAUAUCGGUAAACUCAGAGAGAGAAAUUGUUAGUCUCUUCUGCCAUUAAUAUUCUAAU